AAAUGUAAUCAUAUCCAGAGAACAAACUGCAAUUCCAAAUCCAAAUAGUCACAUAAAAAAUAUGAAGAGAAAAUAGAAACAACACAAAAACCCAAAACCCUCUUUCCUCCUUGUUCUUCUUCUUCCUCUCCGUUCCGUUCAGUUAGCCGACAAAAAUUCACGCCCAACAAUAUAUACAUACUCCUUCCCAUACAUCAUUAAUUAAUUCUUCUUACACACACAUAUAUGUCUCUCUGUGUCAGAUGCAUUCCCAUAUACCCAAUUAAAAAACUGAAAAUACCUUUCACAUUUUAAAAUAACCUUCUAAGCUGUUACCGUACACACCCCACUACCACUAUACUUUAUAGUUUCCCAUCCCCAGAAAUCAUUCAAGUACUUACAUUUUUCUACUCUUAUUAGUGCCAGAUUUCAAGGAGUUCCUAUAAAGUUAGCUGAAUUUAUAGCUUCAACUCAAACUGUAUAUAUUCAUGUACAAUUUAAGUAUAGAUAGAGUUAGAUAUAUGUAUAUAUCUGGAUCAACCACUGAUUACUGCCACUAUACUUGCUUUGUGCUCUUAGUUGUUUGAGUUUACACUUUGAAUCAUGUGAAACCCUAAGCUAGGUAAUUGUAGGAUUAUAUUCUCUAAAAGUUUUUUUUUUUUUUUGUUGGUUUUUACACCCAUUUUGGAGGAUCUAUAGUGUUUCGACACUUCCCCUCCAGUGUGACUCGAACCCACAGCGGGUAUAUUGUCUAGAAUCUUGGAAAAGUUUUUUCUUUAACCCCCAUUUUGGAGGGAUCUAUAGUGUUUCCACACUUUCGGUGCAGUGUGACUCGAAUCCUGGACCUAUCGGUUAGUGGGUGGAGGUGCUUUACCAACUGAGCGGCCCUUUACUUGGAAAAGGUUAAAAUUGGCAAAUGGGGAAUUGUUGUAGAUCUCCAGCAUCUGUAGCUAGAGAAGAUGUGAAGUCAUUUAACUAUUCCGGCCACGAUCAUGGCCGGAAAGAGAAGUCUGGCAACAGGGCGAAACAAAUUACUGUAUUAACGGAUAAGAAAAAGGAGAAUGUUGAGGACAAGUAUAUAAUUGAUAGGGAAUUAGGAAGGGGUGAAUUUGGAGUGACUUACCUUUGUAUCGAUCGUAGUAAUAGGGAUUUAUUAGCUUGUAAGUCGAUAUCGAAGAGGAAGUUAAGGACAGCUGUGGAUGUGGAGGAUGUAAGGCGAGAAGUGGCCAUUAUGAAGCAUUUGCCUCGGGAUUCGAGUAUUGUGACCUUGAAGGAGGCGUGUGAAGAUGAGAGUGCGGUGCAUUUGGUUAUGGAGUUGUGUGAGGGAGGCGAACUGUUUGAUAGGAUCGUGGCGAGGGGGCAUUAUACGGAGAGAGCUGCUGCUGCUGUUACGAGGACUAUUAUGGAGGUUGUGGAGCUGUGUCAUAAGCAUGGAGUGAUCCAUAGAGACUUGAAGCCCGAGAACUUUUUGUAUGCUAAUAAGAAGGAGAAUUCACCUUUGAAAGCUAUUGAUUUUGGCUUAUCAAUUUUCUUCAAGCCAGGUGAGAAGUUCUCUGAAAUUGUCGGAAGCCCUUAUUAUAUGGCUCCAGAGGUGCUCAAGCGGAACUAUGGACCAGAAAUAGAUAUAUGGAGUGCAGGAGUCAUUUUAUAUAUUUUGUUAUGUGGGGUUCCUCCAUUUUGGGCCGAAUCUGAACAAGGAGUUGCGCAGGCCAUCUUGCGAGGGGCAAUAGAUUUCAAGCGUGAGCCCUGGCCAAGUAUUUCAGACAGUGCUAAGAAUCUUGUACGUCAAAUGCUGGAGCCAGAUGCAAAGUUACGACUGACUGCAAAACAAGUACUUGAACAUCCUUGGCUUCAAAAUGCUAAGAAGGCUCCAAAUGUUCCUCUUGGAGAUAUGGUCAAGUCAAGACUUAAGCAGUUCGCACUGAUGAAUAGGUUUAAGAGGAAAGCUCUGAGGGUGAUUGCUGAUUUCUUGUCUAAUGAAGAAGUUGAAGACCUCAAAGAAAUGUUUAGCAAGAUAGAUUCUGAUAAUGAUGGUAUUGUUUCUGUUGAAGAACUAAAAGCUGGACUUCAAAAGUUUAAUUCACAGUUGGCUGAUUCUGAAGUAAAGAUGCUUAUUGAAGCUAUUGACACUAAUGGGAAAGGAACUCUCGACUACGGAGAAUUUAUUGCUAUUUCACUCCAUCUUCAAAGGAUGGCAAAUGAUGAACAUCUACACAGAGCUUUCUCCUACUUCGACAAGGAUGGCAAUGGUUAUAUUGAACCAAAUGAGCUUCGGGAUGCAUUAAUGGAGGAUGGUUCAGAUGACUGUACCAAUGUUGCUAAUGACAUUUUCCAGGAAGUUGAUACAGACAAGGAUGGGCGUAUCAGCUACGAUGAAUUUGCAGCCAUGAUGAAAACUGGGACAGAUUGGAGAAAGGCUUCUCGACAUUACUCAAGAGGGCGAUUUAAUAGUCUAAGUGUGAAGCUAAUGAAGGACGGGUCACUUAACUUGGGGAAUGAGUGAAGUUCAUAGGGCCGAAGUAGUAAGGAUACAAGUAUUGUAUCCAACUUGCAUUAUAUCAUACUUCGAUAUCUCGUUAUUGUUUGUGGGGUUUGGUUUAGAUUGUUAGUUUGCCUGGAUAAGAGACGACUCUGGUUAACCUCUUCAAAUUGUUAGUUUGAGUAAAACAAAUAGUUUAUCAGUGCUGGCACCACAAUGUAUGAUUCUUUUCCUCUUGUCUGGACAACUGUUCUUGUUCAAGAAAAGUCUAGAAACUUGGUAAUAGAGCAUAGUUUUUAUGAAAGAA
Lycium barbarum (goji berry) is the source of this 2765-nucleotide messenger RNA. Its product is annotated as calcium-dependent protein kinase 13. Gene Ontology annotation, cellular component: cytoplasm; nucleus. The coding region runs from base 896 to 2482 and encodes 528 amino acids. NCBI's taxonomy places the organism in Eukaryota, Viridiplantae, Streptophyta, Magnoliopsida, Solanales, Solanaceae. The record is from RefSeq and is a predicted model, not a curated record. The transcript is spliced from 7 exons. Gene Ontology annotation, molecular function: ATP binding; calcium ion binding; calcium/calmodulin-dependent protein kinase activity. Gene Ontology annotation, biological process: peptidyl-serine phosphorylation; intracellular signal transduction; protein autophosphorylation.